Molecule: messenger RNA, 1737 nt
Organism: Peniophora sp. CBMAI 1063
Lineage: Eukaryota; Fungi; Basidiomycota; Agaricomycetes; Russulales; Peniophoraceae
Source: the annotation of a GenBank genome assembly
AUGGUUUUCAAGGCAUCCGCAUUCAAACUCUUGCUAAGCUUCGUUCAUAUCUCACUCGCCAAGUCUCUUCUCGACCGCCAAGAUAAUGAUACAGCCCCCUCGAUUACGCUUGACAAGGGAACCUUUGUCGGCACGUCGGAGGGAGAUGUGUCAAUCUUUCGCGGUAUCCCUUACGCUCAACCACCUGUGGGAAAUCUUCGCUUCCGGCCCCCUUUGCUGAAUGAGCCAUACUCUGGUACUACAUACAACGCUACGUCCUCCGGCGUAGCAUGUAUCCAACAAGUGGUAAACAUCACGGAUACGAGUGAUCUGGCCCCCGCCGCUGCUGCAAUCCUCAAUAAUCCCUUGAGUGGACCUAUUGUGGCAAUGCCUGACGACGAGGACUGUUUGACGCUUGAUGUAUACACUCCUGCAAACACAAUCGAAGACUCAAAACUACCUGUGGUAUUCUGGGUUUAUGGCGGUGGCUUCCAGACUGGCUCCACAUCUGCUAACAACGGAACCGCUCUCGUCGCAACAUCUUUGCAACAGGACCAACCUUUGAUCUACGUCUCGGUAAACUACAGACUAUCGGCGCUCGGGUUUCCUGGAGGUGCCGAGGUGCGCGAGGCAGGCAUCGGUAAUCUUGGACUUCAAGACCAACGAAUGGGCCUGCGCUGGGUCCAGAAGUACAUAUCUGCGUUCGGAGGGGACCCCUCCAAAGUUACCAUUUGGGGUGAGAGUGCGGGAUCGACUUCCGUAUGUAUGCAGAUGCUUGCGUACAAUGGUAACAGCGAGGGUCUAUUCCGCGGCGCUUUCAUGCAAUCAGGAGGCCCUAUGACUCGAGGAUUAGGCACUGUAGAGCAGGGUCAAGGCUACUUCGACAAGUUUGCGGCGGACGCGGGCUGCGCCGACUUCUUGGGAUCUAUCGCGGUGUUUGAAUGUCUGCGCAACGUCUCCGUGGCCAACAUCCGAUCAGCCAUUGCAACCUCACAGAAUCUCUGGCAAUACCCGGGCCUAUCUCUGGCAUGGCAGCCUUGGGCGGACGGCACAUUCCUGACCGAGAAUGCCCCUCAGCUUGUUCUCGACGGAUUCGUUGCGGACGUGCCCUUCGUGAACGGCGAUGAUGAUGAUGAAGGUACAAUAUUCGGCCUAGUUAACAGCAACAUAACAAACGAGGGCGAGCUUCGGCAAUACCUCCAGGAGUACUACUUCCCGAAUGCGGAUGCUUCGACGCUGGACGGAGUUCUGGCGGCGUACUCGGACGACCCGGCGCUAGGUUCGCCGUUCGACACAGGCUCGAACAACACCAUCACGCCGGAGUUCAAGCGAAUCGCAGCGAUCAUCGGCGACUACCUCUUUCAAGGGCCGCGCCGACUCCUUCUGACGAAGCGGGCGGGAAGCGCCAACGCCUACUCCUUCUUGAACAAACGAGGCAAACAGACGCCCGUCCUCGGAACGUUCCAUGGUGCUGACCUCACCAUCUAUGCACCCGGAGAUCUCAUGGAUGCUCUGAUCAACUUCGUGAAUAGGCUGGAUCCGAAUGGCGCAUCGCUGAUUGAAUGGCCAGUCUACACUGCCGAUGCGCCAGCGCUGCUCACGCUGCUCGAUGGGAAUACCACGCAAUCCAUCACGAACGACACUUUCCGUAUGGACGGGAUACAGACGCUCUUGCAAGCCACCAUCGCUGGUACCACCGUGAAUAGUGCACCAGCGCAUGCCGCGAAACGCGGUGGAAAGGCUCGGGUGGAACUGUAA